AUGCCGCACAUCCCCGGCCGCUUCCUGCUGCUGCUCUCCGCCACGCUGCUGAUGCUGCACGGCGCGAGCUCGUGGGCCGCACGCACCAUCUCUGGCAGGUCCCAGAAGGCGGCGGAGGCCGCAGCGGGCGCGGAGGGCGGCGUGGGCGCGGGGCCGGCCGAGGAGGGCAACGACUGGAAGCGGUACGGCGGCUACGUGGCGCCGAGCCCCGCCGGCGGGAAGGGCCCCGAGGGCAGGAGCUCCGCGUGGCAGCCCGGCGCCGGCGACGGCCCGGGCGGCGAGGCCGAGGGCGCCCGGAGGCGGUGCCUGAAGUGCGAGGUCUGA
Molecule: messenger RNA, 324 nt
Organism: Prorocentrum cordatum
Lineage: Eukaryota; Dinophyceae; Prorocentrales; Prorocentraceae
Source: the annotation of a GenBank genome assembly